CCUCAUCUGGGUGCAGUUUGGCGGCGUGGACUUCAUCCAGGUUCGGGGGGAAAUGAAGGAGUUUUGCACGUCUGUGAAGGUAGAAGUGAUCCGCGGCGUCGGGGCUAGCUAGUUAAUCCCUCAGCCAGCGCGGUGUGGGACUCCGGCGUGCUAGCUCAUGUGAAGGAGGAGAAGAAGCAGGAGAAGAGAGAGAGAGAGAGAGAAAAAAAACCCCUCAGCUUCCACCUCCAUAACACCCAUUUAUCCCCGUGGCCGUAUGGGCUCCUCCACCGGACGCCGCCGCCGCCGCCGCUGUUGAUCGCCGUGUUUCUGCCCGCCGAGAUGCCCGGGAUGUCGGGAUGACAGGAAGAUGGCAAACGGCGUUGGAAAGCACAAGCUGCUUGUCAUCGGACCAACAGAGCCAUGGUCAGUGAAGGAGAAGCUGUGUUUGGCCACAUCUGUCAUGAAGAGUGGAGAUCAGAACUGGGUUUCUGUCAGUCGAGCCAUCAAACCCUUUGCAGAGCCCGGACGGCCACCUGACUGGUUCUCCCAAAAGCACUGUGCCUCCAAGUACUCAGAGCUCCUGGAAACAACAGAAGCUCCAAAACGGAAGCGCGGUGAGAAAGGAGAAGUAGUGGAGACAGUGGAGGAUGUGAUAGUGCGCAGGCUGACCGCCGAGAGAAUCGAAGAACUUAAGAAGUUGAUUAAGGAAACGCAGGAGAACCACAGGAAGCUGAAGAAAGAGGCAGCACUCAUUCAAGCAGGACAUCUGGACUCUAAACUGGAAGAGCUGUGGGAUGAGAUUCUGCAGAAGAAGAAACAAGAAGAGGAAGAAGCUGAGUUGAGGAGAAAAAAUACAGAUGCUGCUUAUCAGGCCAGACAGGUGGCAAAGAACACACCUAAGCGGAUGCCCAGUGUCUCCUUGCAUUCGCCCUCAGGCUGCAGCUCCCCGAGUCAGGACUUCUCACCAGGUGACCCACUCGAGUGCUUGACACUGGAUCCCGCCUCCACAAAAAAUGCUUCAGGGACAGCCAGGUUAAUGACAUUUGCAGAGCCCGCUGCGUCUGGCGGGGAAGACGGCGGGCACGGCUCCCUUCUGGACGACCCCGCUCAAAAGAAGCUGCUCGGUCAGAAAGCCACGCCGCCUCCCUCUCCGCUCCUGUCCGAGCUGCUGAAGAAGGGAAACAUCUUGGCCACGAAUUCCAGACUGAUCGGGGACGGCGAGUUGUCCAUUAGUACGACAGCGACACAUGACCAGCUGGCUCCACCUGCUCAGCCUCACUCUCAGGCAUCAGGCGCCCCGAUGCUGUCCCGUCUCCUGGAGGCGGGUCCCAGCCAGUUUUCGUCACCGCUGGGCUUCAUGGUGGGCGCAGCAGACUCUGCCUCCAGCGUUCCCCUCUCUGCAGCCACUCCCGGCCCGGUCGACUCUGCUGCCUCAGCACACACAGGGGUGGACGGGAUGGGGCCGUCUGUGGCCCCCGGAAGUCUGCCUGUCUCCACGCAGGACAAAGUCCCCGAGCUCAGCGAGGACGACGUGACGGUGUCCUACAUGGGAGACGAGCUGGAUCUGAAGACAGUGGGGGACAUUAUCGCCAUUAUUGAAGACAAGGCAGAUGAGGCUGCAGAGGCUUUGGAUGCAGCUGCAGUCGAGGCUGCUCUGUCCCUUUGUGAGGAGAAUGGCCACGCUCUGUCCGGUGCCUGGGAUGCCGGGCCUUUCCGGCCUCACGACUCUCACUCCACAGCGCCCACAGGGGCCCCACAGUCCUCAGCCCUGGACGGGAGGACAGAGGCUUCACUCUCCUCCCUCUGCAACACUCAAGAUAACUGUCUCGCAACGUUUCCCAUUGGACUGAGGAGGCUUCCUUCCACUUCCUCGUCCCCGUGCGGCUCAAAGGCUCUGAAGCAGUGCGACAGUGAAGCGCCUUCACAGUCGGAGGCGGUGAAAGAGACUGGAGGGGCGGCGCACCCGAAAUCACGCAUUUCAAUGGAUGUCUCCGCGAAAUGUGAAAGCGAAAAGUGGGGACAGGAGAGACCUGAAAAACCCCACAAAGACUCAGUAUUAGAAGAUAGCCCACUGACAGAAAGGCAUCCCAAGAAGACAAAAACAGAGGUUCGAAAUGGUGACGGGGAAGGAGAGAACGCCUCGGGGACCAAAGCGGGCAAUGAGGUUAACGAGCCGGAAGGAGAGGAAGAUGGCGACGGGGUGGAGGAGUUCUUGUCGGAGCCGGACGGGGAGCUGGAACCCGCGGCCAGCGAGAGCGAGGACGGAUACAGCCUCCACACGGCCUCGUCUUCUCUGCAGCUCCACACCACGGCGGACUCCAUCGCCAGCAGCCCCGCCUCAUCGCAGUUUUCUGUUUGCAGCGAGGACCUGGAAGCCCUUCAGGCUCAGAAGAUCUGGAAGAAAGCCAUUAUGCUUGUGUGGCGUGCAGCAGCCAAUCACAGGUAUGCAAAUGUCUUCCUUCAGCCAGUUACAGAAGAGAUUGCACCAGGAUACCACAGUAUUGUGCACAGGCCCAUGGACCUGGCCACCAUUAAAAAAAACAUCGAGACCGGUUUGAUCCGGACCACCGCUGAGUUCCAGAGGGACAUCAUGCUGAUGUUUCAGAACGCCGUCAUGUACAACAGCCUGGACCAUGACGUGUACCACAUGGCUCUGGAGAUGCAGCGCGACGUCCUGGAGCAGCUCCAGCAGUUUCUUGCCACCCAGCUUAUCAUGGAGACAUCAGAAUCUGGCAUCAGCGCCAAGAGCCUGAGGGGCCGAGAGAGCACGCGCAAACAGGACUCUACUGAUAAGGAUACUGUGUCCAUGUCCUCUCCUGCCUUCCUCCUUUCACUUUUUGAUGGAGGCACCAGGGGGCGCCGUAGUGCCAUAGAAGCUGACCUCAAGAUGAAGAAGUGAUGUCCAGCAGAGUCCUCUCUCAAUCUGCAUCAUGAGCAGUGUUACCUUUACUUGCACUCUAGAUUAACUGGGUAGACUUGGAUGUAGAGAUGCUGGUUUCUUCAGAGGAAUGGAUCACACACUUCACCAUCCCAGAUCACAAAGGGGCAUUCUGAAAAGACGGGGUCCAACCUUUUCAUAGAUUUCACUCACUGUGAAGUUCGUCGGAGUGCACAAAACAAGCAUAGAGGCGACUUCUGGCCGAUAAGCGAGCCGCUGCUGAUUUCAUUGGGCAUCUGGUUGAACUGCAGAGUUGUGUUGCUAAUUUUGUGAUAUAUAUAAGUAUAUAAAACCAGAGGCCAAAGAGUCUGACUAACCUGCGGUGGCUAAUUGUGAACGAUACAAAAUGUGACUCGUCAAAGAAAACCAUGUCAACUUCAAGUAGUAACAUUUUCAGUGCCGAUAUGAAAUUCCCUCAACAUUCAGACCAUUUUUGGACAUGAUUGCAUUGUUUGUGUUGAAUUUGUUUCUCCACUCCACUCCACUUCCUGUGAUGCAUCUGCCCCUGUCAUUUGCUGUGCUUUUGAGGAAACCCGUCACAUUUUAAAUUGUUUUGUGGACUAUGAAGUGUUACAAAAAUAAAA
Molecule: messenger RNA, 3504 nt
Organism: Salarias fasciatus (jewelled blenny)
Lineage: Eukaryota; Metazoa; Chordata; Actinopteri; Blenniiformes; Blenniidae
Gene: brd8a
Product: bromodomain containing 8a
Exons: 20
Coding region: 350-2881 (843 amino acids)
Cellular component (GO): NuA4 histone acetyltransferase complex
Molecular function (GO): protein binding
Source: RefSeq, a predicted model, not a curated record